Messenger RNA from Gracilinanus agilis (Agile Gracile Mouse Opossum), 1240 nucleotides. RefSeq names its product forkhead box D1 (gene FOXD1). The record is from RefSeq and is a predicted model, not a curated record. The annotation marks the transcript as partial. Gene Ontology annotation, biological process: regulation of transcription by RNA polymerase II; cell differentiation; anatomical structure morphogenesis. NCBI's taxonomy places the organism in Eukaryota, Metazoa, Chordata, Mammalia, Didelphimorphia, Didelphidae. The transcript has a single exon. Gene Ontology annotation, molecular function: DNA-binding transcription factor activity, RNA polymerase II-specific; RNA polymerase II cis-regulatory region sequence-specific DNA binding.
CACACGCGCGCGCCGAACUCCCUGCCUCAUUUGCCCCCAGUUUUGCCACCUCCUACUUAGGAAAAGUGGGUGUGGGAGCGCCCGAGGGGAAGAGCGGGGGGAGAACGCCAACUUCUCAGAGCGCCCGGUGCUUGCCUAGGGGCGUGUGUGUGACGGAGUGAGUGUGUGUUUGUGCACGCUCUCUGGAGAGAAGAGGAGUGGAAAGGAGAUGAGAGAAGAGGAGAGGAAAGGGAAGGGAAGGAGAGAGGACAAGCGGAGUAGGGGGAGAGCGCUCUUAUUCUAGGAUCCAAAGAGUUGGGGGACCCUCACACAGCCUCCCGGGUGUGAGCAGCAGCAGCAGCAACAACAACAGCAGCAACAGCACAGCAGCGAGAACAGCUCGCAGCCUGGCUCCUUUUUGCCGGGUUCGCCCCCGGGCACCGGGGCGCGGCCGGUGCCUCGAGCCCCGCGCCCCUAUGCGCCGCCCCGCAGCCGCAGCCGCUGCCACCGCCGAGGAGGAGCCAUGACCCUGAGCGCGGAGAUGUCCGAUGCCUCCGGACUGGCGGAUGAGACCGACAUUGAUGUGGUGGGGGAGGGCGAGGACGAAGAGGAAGAGGAGGAGGAGGAGGAGGAAGACGACAGCGGUGGCGUUGGUGGCGGUUCGGCUCUCCGGAGGCGGCGUCGCUCCUACGCCGAAGAGGAAGACGAAGAGGAAGAGGACGACGAGGAGGACGAAGACGUUCUGCUUUCCCCGGGAACUGUGGGCUCCACCUCCAUCCCGGAACCGGGCCAAGCUGCCGGAGCUGGAGGAGGCGAGAGUAGCGGCGGCGGCAGCUGCGGCGGCGGCAGCGCAGGAGGAGGAGGAGCGGGAGGCGGCAGUGGGGCCAAGAACCCGCUAGUGAAGCCGCCCUACUCCUACAUCGCUCUCAUCACCAUGGCCAUUCUGCAGAGCCCGAAGAAGCGCCUGACGCUGAGCGAGAUCUGCGAGUUCAUCAGCGGCCGCUUCCCCUACUACCGGGAGAAGUUUCCCGCCUGGCAGAAUAGCAUCCGCCACAAUCUCUCGCUCAAUGACUGCUUCGUCAAGAUCCCCCGGGAGCCGGGGAAUCCCGGCAAGGGCAACUACUGGACCCUGGACCCGGAGUCCGCCGACAUGUUCGACAACGGCAGCUUCCUGCGCCGGAGGAAGCGCUUCAAGCGGCAGCCGCUGCUCCCGCCCGCCGCAGCCGAGACUCUGCUGCUGCGGGGCGCAGGGGCCGCAGGG